GUUUGACACAAAGAAGAAAAAAAAAACCAGAUUUGGGAAUUGGGACUAUGUUGUAUCAACAAACGCUUGCCGGAAGGAGCAAGUCUCAUCUUCUUAAUCGCAGUUUAGCAUCGAAGAUCGAAGUAAUCGUGCAGAGCAAUGGCAUAUUAGGCGACGCACAGUGAAGAAAGAACAAAUAAAACAAUCAAUUUUUUUUAAAAUUUUUCCGAUUAGGGCUUAGGAUUGAAACCCUCCUCCAUCUCAAUCAAGACACAUUUGAAAUUCUACUCUAUUCUGAAGAUUAUCAGCUUUUGAUAUGGCUUUAGUUAAUGUCAUCAAUUGUUGCCUUGAUUCCAUCAGAGAAAUAUCUGAGGAACUUAAAGAUGCUGUAGUUUAUGUGGAUGCGGGAUGUACAGAAAGUUUCAAGUUUCUUGGGGCAUUUGCGGUUUUGUUGGAGAUGGGUGCGCUUGCUGUUUGCAGCUUGGAGAGCAUGUCUACUCUUGACUCGGCGAUUGGUUGGAAUCAAAAGAGUGAUGUCCAGACAAACGUUGUAUUCUUCACUUGCCGCCUUCUAAGUGAUUCACAUCGAUACAUUUUACGGCGUUUAAGCACACAUAAACGAGUUAUCCAGUGCACCAUAUAUACAUCUAUUUCAGAGGUUGGUCAGUCAGCGUAUCCCGAUUCACCUUUGGGGCCAGACGCUUAUCAUGAAUAUCAAUCCUUACUUGUGCAAGAUUACGAGGAACUCAUGAAGAAAAACGAUCCAAACGCCACUACUACACACACACAUAAGAAGGGGAAUCUUAUUCCCGAAGACGAGGAGGGUUGGUUGCAGCUUACCCCUCGUGCAGAGGAUGAUACCCCUAAAUCACCGUCUUUUUCAAUAGGCCAUGUAGGACAGAAACUGAUUGCUUAUGUUCAUCACUUCCCUUUAAUUCUCUGCCCUUUUUCUCCGAAGUUCUUUGUGUUACCAUCAGAGGGUUCUAUUUCCGAGGCGUAUUUAUCGGCUGACCAAGAGAAUGCUAUUAGCUCCGGUUUACCUCCCUUAAGUACUGGCACAUUUCAUGAUGGUGAGGAUGUACCGCCAGGUGUUGCUCUUACAGCACAGUUUCUUUAUAAUCUCACAACAAAGAUGGAACUAAAACUUGAAAUAUUUUCGCUUGGUGAUACAUCAAGAACCAUUGGGAAGCUUAUGACAGACAUGUCUAGUCUUUACGACGUUGGUCGGCGUAAACGAUCUGCCGGGCUAUUGCUUAUUGACCGCACGGUUGACCUUCUUACCCCUUGUUGCCAUGGAGAUUCUCUUGUUGACCGAAUCUUUUCAUCUGUUCCGCGUAGGACCCGCGCAGUGGCAAAGGGUUCACAAACCCAACCAAACCUACCGCGUGCUCCUCUUGAUGUUCAGAUACCUCUAGCAGAUGUUCUUAGAGAAGUCCCACCGAAGACAAACGUUCAACUUUUUGAAGCUUUUUUACGCGGGUGGAAUUCUUAUGAUUCGGCUACACAAAUAAACACGUUAGUGAGUCUCGGUGACGAUUUUUCCGAAAGCGAGCUGCUUAACGGGUCGUUAGUAGCCACCGAAAGCUUUAACGGGACACCGUAUUUGGAAUCUAGUUUAGAUAGAAGAACAAAAGACGGUACCAUAUUAAUCAAGAAGUUGCUUCAAGAAACGCUACGUAAAGAAAAAAUGUCCAUGAAUCCAAAAACAGAUUUACAGCUUAUGAUUAGAGCUCUUGCUAAAAGUCAAUCGUGUUUCAUGCGAAACAAAGGAAUUAUACAGCUGGCAGCUGCCACCUCAUACGCUAUGAGUGAAAAAUAUCGCGCCAAAUGGGAUUCAUUUAUAAGUGCUGAGAAAAUACUCAAUAUAAGCGCUGGAGACACAAGCCAAGACCUUUCUAGACAAAUGUGUGACAUCAUCAACAAAAGUUGUUUUGGAGAGUCUGAAUCGUCCUCACAGGGGCUAUUUUCAGUUGAAGACGCGUUUCUGUUAACGGUAACGGGAUAUAUAUUGGCCGGAGAGAAUUUCCCGACGUCAGGUUCAGCUGGCCCUUUCUCUUGGCAAGAGGAACAUUUUCUUAAAGAAGCUAUUGUGGAUGCGAUUCUCGAAAAUCCAAAGCUAGCGAAGUAUAAGUUUCUCAACGGUUUGUUACAUGAUCUUGAAGCUAACUUGAAAAAGAAAAAAGAUGGGGAAAUUACAGAAGAGCCCUCGAAGGCGUUAGAAAGCGAUGACGAUCAGUGGGGAACGUGGGGUGAAGAAGAAGAAGAUGCUGAUAAGGAUACAAGUAACGAGAAUGUCUACAGUGACAUGCAGUUGAAACUAGAGUUAAGGGAUCGAGUCGAUAAUCUAUUUAAGUUCUUUCAUAAAUUAACUAAUUUAAAGGGCAAUAAAGGAAUUAGAGAAAUGGCAUUGAGCUUGGAGAAUAGCAUCGGUGAUGAUGACCCAUAUUCCAGAAAGGGAUUACUUUAUAAGCUUUUAACAAGAAUACUGAGCAAAUACGAUGUACCUGGUUUGGAAUAUCAUUCGUCUACCGUUGGUCGCCUUUUUAAAAGCGGGUUUGGAAGGUUUGGCUUGGGUCAGGCAAAACCAAGUCUCUCUGAUCAAAAUGUUAUACUGGUGUUUGUUGUGGGAGGCAUGAAUGGCAUUGAGGUACUUGAAGCUCAGGAGGCAUUAUCUGAAAGCGGAAGAGCGGAUGUAGAAGUUGUUCUUGGUGGAACGACCUUUUUAACUCCUGCCGAUAUGCUUGAUUUACUUUUAGGUGACUCUAGUUACAUUUGAUCUAUAUAACACCACUUUUCCCCUUGUGUUUCUGUAAAAUCAAACAUCGGUACAGAAAUAUAUAAACGUGUUGCCAAGUUUUGUGACGUGACGUUACACAAGUGAAUUGAACGCUUUCGUAUGUCGCUAAAGUCAUGAGCUGUUUUACAAGAACUCUCUGUUGGAGUUUAUUAUGGAAACUAGUAUGAUUAUUAAAUGAAGAUUGGAUAUGUGAUGAGGUA
This is a messenger RNA of Helianthus annuus (common sunflower), 2976 nucleotides long. Its product is annotated as sec1 family domain-containing protein MIP3. Bases 296 to 2755 code for a protein of 819 amino acids. Lineage: Eukaryota; Viridiplantae; Streptophyta; Magnoliopsida; Asterales; Asteraceae. Gene Ontology annotation, biological process: vesicle-mediated transport; intracellular protein transport. The record is from RefSeq and is a predicted model, not a curated record. The transcript has 8 exons.